AUGGACGCCCUACGUCGGAUACUUGAUUCGUUGGCAAGGACAUCGGAGGGAGAUUAUGGGAACGUGCCUCGCAUCCUCAAUGUUUUCCUAACACAUCGUCUUACUGGCACCAAGGGCCUUCCAAGGAUCUUCCUCGAGUUUCUCAAUAUCACCCCACUUCAUCAACCUGGCAACAUAAGUCCCACCGCCGACCACGCCCGUCACCCCCGUAAACACAAUCAGCGGGCCAUAUCCACUCCCAUAACCCCAGCCUACACUGCCCUCCCACGGCAACCCCUCAAUCAGCGCCUCACUCAGCGGCCCCGAGACCAAAUUCCCAACGCCCCGCCCGGCAGCGAGACACGCAAACACAAUCGAGCUCUCGGCCGAGGGCUCCCUGCGCACGACGUCGCGCAUGAUGCCGGGCCAUGUACUCGUGUAGCUGCCAGCGAAGAGGCCGUAGAUGAUCGCGAAGACGUACAGCGGCCCCAGCGACAUCGAGAACCCCCAGAUCAGAAACACGCCGAUGGAGGAUCCGAUUGUGGAGACGAGGAUGCACAGCGUUACGUCGAGCUUGUCGACGACGGCGCCCAUGACCACGCAGCCGAUCACAGACGCGACGUUGAACAGGAUCACAGUCAACGCCUGCAGACUACUCGAUGCGCCGAGCAUCCCCGCGUACGUGGGGAGAUAGAUACUAGGAAGGAAGAAUCCGAGCGCCUCGACGGAAUUACACAGCUCAAAGAGCGCAAACGUGCGCGUCACGAGGAAGCGCAGGUUCGGAAUCGGCGGCUGCAUCCUGUUCCGUGCAGGCGGAACCCUUGGCUUAACGAAGUACACCAGCGGCGCGGUGAGGACGAACAGCGCCGUCGCGAAUGCUCUCAGCGUCGUGCGGAACCCCCAGCGCGUCAGCAUCUGCUCCAUCACAAUGGGGAGGACGACGCCGCCCAGCCCGGUGCCCGCCCACAUGACGCCGAACGCGAAGCCCUUGCGUCUGUCGAACCAGUCUUCCAUGAGCAGGAUGCAGGGGGAGUAGGCGAUUGA
This is a messenger RNA of Aspergillus mulundensis, 1023 nucleotides long. RefSeq lists its product as uncharacterized. The record is from RefSeq and is a predicted model, not a curated record. The transcript is spliced from 2 exons. Lineage: Eukaryota; Fungi; Ascomycota; Eurotiomycetes; Eurotiales; Aspergillaceae. Bases 1 to 1023 code for a protein of 340 amino acids.